AUGACGAGCAUUUCUGACUUGAAGACUGAUGGUAUUGGAGGCCCGCUACAAGUUAGAAUACUGCAAAAAUGGAAACAUGAUGUCCGGCGAUACGAGACUUGGUAUCUUGCUGUCGAUAGAUUUGCAGAUGCUAUACAAAUUCUUGGACAGCGAACAAAUCAGAGUUACAUUGAGUCUGUCCUCCAUGUUUCACAGUGUUACACCAUAUCAGAUUAUAGUUGUCCUCAAUUAGAUAACUAUAAAAAAUUCCUUGAAAAUGAGUUCUACAUCGAUUUUGGCCUCAAGUCCAUCAUACAACCAAUUCCAAAGACAACAACAAUACCCAAAACCUGGUUUCGGUUCGUAUCAAAAUCACAUCUCAUAGACCUCGGAGAAAGACCACCAUACUAUCCAGGACCUUCAAGACCAGCACCACCACUAUCAGGAACACCAUCAACCCUAUAUGACAUGAAGAAAAAAAACAAAUCUGAUCUUCUGAUAUUGAAGAGCCAACAACCAGGGCCAACUGACACAACACCAGAGCCAUCAACACCUGUUGAACAUGUUGUGCGUACUCUCACCUACGAUCCCCAAGAUGUCCAAACGACGUACACCACUAUCAACAAUUCCAGACAGAACAUGCUGCAUGAUGCUCCAACAGAACUGCCAUACAUGCAUGGUAUCAUCACCAACACUGUGAACGCCAAUCUCGACAAAGACACAGUCCUCAUGCUCGAUAUGUUCGACAUGAUGCAACAGAAUAUGACAGCAGCUAUCGAUGUAUGCAAGAAAAUCACUCAACACCACCCAGAAGCAUGA
Lactuca saligna is the source of this 798-nucleotide messenger RNA. NCBI's taxonomy places the organism in Eukaryota, Viridiplantae, Streptophyta, Magnoliopsida, Asterales, Asteraceae. The record is from the annotation of a GenBank genome assembly.